AUGGCGUCGAUUCAUCAAGUUAUACUAGAUGGCCGUUUAUCACAAUUAACAUUGUUAAUUAAAAUGGAUUGCAACGUUAAUGGAAAAGAUGAUUUUUCUCGAACACCGUUGCAUCUUGCAGCACUAUCAAAUCAAGAACGUUAUGGAUAUCGCGUUGGACGAGUGUUACUUCAGUCAAGUGCUGAUAUAAAUAUUCAAAAUAAUCAAGGGCUAACACCAUUAGCGUAUGCUAUCAUCUUAAACCGACCAAAACUUGUUGCAUUGUUUCUACGAACAAAAUCGAUCGAUUGGAGGUUAACAGAUAAUGUAGGAAAUUCUCAUUUGCAUUAUGCUGCUAUGUGUCAAAAUAUUCAAAUUUUAUCAUUGAUCGUUUAUGAAAUGCAAACAAUUGGAUUAUCCAUGGAACCAAAAAAUGAGUUAGGCUAUUCACCAUUAUUAUUAGCCGUUAAAAAUCAAAAAUAUGCGAAUGCUCUAUUUUUACUUGACAACACGGAUGCAUCACCAUUUGUUGUUGAUGAUGAAUAUCAUAUGAAUUGUAUACAAUGGACAAAUUUCGUGGAACCAAAAAUGAUUGACAACAACUGUCGACGAUUGAUAACACGUACCAGUACAUCAUCGGGAAGACGAAAUCAUGCCGAUUUAAGUUUUCCAAAUUAUAAAUGCUGGUAUGGUAUAGCAAGUCCGUAUAAACGUAAAGCUGAAGUUAUUUGUAAUCAUCAACAUGAACCAACAUUUGAAGAUAGUACAUUCACACCGGCAAUAUUGUCACCACGUAGUCGUUCAUCAGAUAAUACAGUGACUUUAAAUAAAAAUGGUUCACAAAAUCCUUAUACAAUGUGGUUGUUACUCAUGCAACGAUUACAUAAUCGAUGUUCACAAUUAACAACUCCAGCGACACCGGACAAGUCAAAGAGUCCAACAUACCAUACAGAAUUUUUUAAACGAGAAAACACAUGGUCUGGUGCGACGGAACAUCAACAAACAAUUACGACAAUAACAUCGCCUUGGCAUACGACCAAGAGUUCAAAGGUUGAAGUAGUCAAACUUUUAAAUCAUUAUUCGAGUACAAUUGGCGCAGAGAAUAUACGUUUUAAUCAUUCAUUUCAUGAUAGACCAAAAAGUAUUCUAAGAGGUGUUAAGCCAUUGAGUAGAAUAUGGACAUCGAAAGAAGUGACAUUUGAUGUAUAG
Didymodactylos carnosus is the source of this 1188-nucleotide messenger RNA. The record is from the annotation of a GenBank genome assembly. NCBI's taxonomy places the organism in Eukaryota, Metazoa, Rotifera, Eurotatoria, Philodinida, Philodinidae.